Stegastes partitus (bicolor damselfish) is the source of this 2388-nucleotide messenger RNA. Its product is annotated as semaphorin-4G. NCBI's taxonomy places the organism in Eukaryota, Metazoa, Chordata, Actinopteri, Pomacentridae. The record is from RefSeq and is a predicted model, not a curated record. The transcript is spliced from 2 exons. Bases 1 to 1044 code for a protein of 347 amino acids.
AUGUAUGAUUUCAGGUCAAACCUCACCCAGGAUAUCUUAAGAGGGGUCAGAGGCUGUAAGGAGAAUUCAGGAAACGUGGUCCAUCGGAGGCGUUCUGUGAUGUCGGGCGACGAUGUGUUGCUCCAGUGUGAACUGCGCUCCAACCUGGCGACGCCACGCUGGACGCUAAACGGCAAGGAGCUGCAGGGAUACGGCCUCAACUCGGGCUACCGCAUCGGCACAGACGGCCUCCUCAUCAUCGGAGCUCGCCCCCUACAGAGCGGCUCCUAUCGCUGCUUUGCUGUGGAGAACUCCGUGUCGGUGCUGGUUUAUUUGUACACAGUAAGGGUUCACACGGAUCCCUACUUCCCCGUUGAGCCCACAGUCACAACUGACCCAACUACGGUGGCCAGCCCGACUGUCUUCUCCACCAGCAGCCCCACCGAGCAGCCUCUGCCUUCACCUCCCGCCCCGAUGCCUCCAGAACCAGCGUUCCAGACCUACAGACACAUGGAGGCCGUGUACAUCUCCCUGGUGGCGGUUCUCGGAGGACUUUGCCUGGUGUUGACUGUGGUGCUGCUUUACGUGAGCUUCUGCACCAGACGGGCCUCUCAGGACCGCAAGUUCUCCCAGCAGGGUCUGCAGGUCCUGGGGGCCUCUGAGAGAAAAAGAAGCUCCCAUCUGGAACUCAAAACCAUUUCCAGCCACUGCAACGGCCGCCAGAGUCGUCGCUCCAUCUCGGUGCCGACCUUCGGGGACAUCAGCGACAGCUUCCUGCAGAUAGUCCCAGGCGAGGGCCAGCUGUCUCCAGCCAAAACGCCUCCCCCGGCUCCUCCUCUUCCCAUGCCGCCUCCCCUUCCCAACAUGGACUACGCCAAUGGGCUGUCGGCCACCUUGCCAAGCGUCCUGCGGAAAAUGAACGGGAACAGCUACGUACUUCUGCGGCAGGCUGACCCCGACGGCAUGUCGCCACUGUACCACUCCUUCACAGAGGAGCUCAACAGGAUCCUGGAGAAGAGGAAACACACACAGCUGGACCUGCAGCCUGAUGAGAGCUCCAUCUAGGACGCCUUGUCUUGGUCUUUCGUCCCACAGUUAUUUAUUUUUACCCCAACGGUGACCCGUAGUCGUGGGGACUGUCGUAAGAAACGCUGCUGUUAUUUAACCCAGUGUCAGAGUACCUGCAGGUGGUGUCCUAAACCUGAUCUGAAAUGUGCAGCCUCGUGUUCCUCCCAUGACAAAUGGCCCAUGAUUUCACUUUCAACACGGAUGGACAACACUAACCAGAGAUUCAAAAAGUGGAGCUGUGAAAAAAAUUUGGCCAUAGACUGCAACGGCUUAAAGAGUAGGGAGCUUAAUGAUGCUACCUCAGGCUUGUGAAAGAUGGUCACAUGACACAAAAAGGCAAAGGGGCAACAAUGGACAUGGGUAGUAAGAAAUAAAUCAGGCCAGGAGGUGAACAAGCAUUUUUAAGACUGAGGAGAUGUUCAAGAAGUUUUAGUUUCAUGCAAUAUUCUCUGAAGCUUAAUGUGACACUCCAUCUAAAGUGUGUCUUCUGUGUGUUGUUACUAAGCAUUAGGCUGCUGUGGAAUAGUGGAAAACUACCUAGAACUUCACAUGUUCACAACCUGAGAACUUCUCCCUGCGUGCACAGGAUGCUCCUGUUUGGACUGGACUCAUCAGCAACUGUACAAUAAGAACUUCAAUGAGGUGGAAACAACAGUUUUGACUGGCUUGAUUUGAGAAGUUCUGGGGAAAAGGAAGGCUGGUAAUCAUUACAAAUUUAAUACAACAACUCGUGCUUUUGAGAGCAAUCACUGGCUCAUAAGGAGGCAUGCCCACCUUACUAGAAGUAAUAAUGCCCUUCCCUAAAAAUGUACUAAUCCACCAAACUAAAGGACUACUCAAAGACCUGUCCAAACUGUAUCUGCUUGAACAAGCUCAAAUAGAAGCAGUGUAUUUAUCUCUAUUGUCACAAAAGCAUUGUGUUCGCAAAGUAUUGCUCUUAUGGAUGGACAAGGAGAAGUGACUUAUGCUGCAGAAAUGCUUGUUGUUUUUCUACAGUGAAAAUCCAUUGCAGGGCUGUAACUAAUGAUUAUUUUCUUAGUCGAUUAUUCAUUGUCUGAAAGGUCGUCAUAAUUUCUCACAUUUUCAAAUCGGAAACCUGUCACUGUUCGACAUUUUUGCUGCUCGAUCGCUUUCACCUAAUCCUUGAGACUUGAGCAGCUGUUCUCUGCUAACCCACUGAACCCCAAACAAUUUCCUGGUGUUUUCUUGGCUUUAGUCACAUUUUUACUCACUGUGGACUUUGUCAAAGCAAUAUAAAGUUCUGCACCUCAGUGGAAUUCGCACAACCAUGACCAGACGUAUAUAGAACUCAAAGGUGUCUUUUGUGCAGUGGAACAAAAU